Messenger RNA from Schistocerca americana (American grasshopper), 3987 nucleotides. Its product is annotated as discoidin domain-containing receptor tyrosine kinase B-like. The transcript has 17 exons. Gene Ontology annotation, biological process: multicellular organism development; positive regulation of kinase activity; protein phosphorylation. The record is from RefSeq and is a predicted model, not a curated record. Gene Ontology annotation, molecular function: collagen binding; protein tyrosine kinase collagen receptor activity; ATP binding. Bases 338 to 3028 code for a protein of 896 amino acids. Gene Ontology annotation, cellular component: signaling receptor complex. Lineage: Eukaryota; Metazoa; Arthropoda; Insecta; Orthoptera; Acrididae.
CAGGCGCGAGCACCGCCGCGCGGCCGCCACUCUGCCACGCCACGCCGCCCCACGCUCUCCGGACGCUCGCACAGCCGGCCUCCGCGGAAGCAGCCUCUCACUCGCCGCCGGAUCCACGCCUCACGAGAGUGUCGCCACCCGAGUUCUCGCCGAGGUGCAGUGCAGGUCGUGUCGUUCGUGUGUGUUCCGACCUUCGAUCGAUUUCUUAUAUUUCUUUGGCGUCACAUAAGUACUGAACUACGGUUGCUAGGAGUAUACGCUGUGCUGCGCUGUGGACAGUGCUGAUCAUGUGAUUUUUCUGGCAGGUUUGCGGUGAGCAGUGGCGGAGUCAGUGAGGAUGCAGUUCUUGGCGGCCGUGGCUCUGCUGUCACUCCACGUGGCACUGUGCUCGUCACUCGACGUGUCGCAAUGCGUCUGGCCUCUGGGAAUGGAGUCCGGCGCCAUCCCGGACAAAGACAUCACCGCCAGCUCCUCCUUCGACAGCGGAAACGUGGGACCGCACGUCGCCCGUGUGCGGACGGACCGGAACGGCGGCGCGUGGUGUCCGAAGCGGCAGGUGACGUCGGAGCCGGUGGAGUGGCUGCAGGUGGAGCUGCGCGACGUGCACCUGGUGACCGCCGUCGAAACGCAGGGCCGCUUCGGCAACGGCCAGGGCCGCGAGUUCGCCGAGAACUUCCUGCUCGAGUACUGGCGGCCCGCGCUCAACAAGUGGGUGCGCUACCGGCCCAGCAGCGGCAAAGAGGUGCUCCCAGGCAACACGAACACGUACACGGAGUCGCGGGUGGACCUGGAGCCGGCCGUGUUCGCCUCGCGCGUUCGCUUCCUGCCCUUCAGCCACUACCCCAGGACCGCCUGCAUGCGCGUCGAACUCUACGGCUGCCGCUACACAGACGGCGUGCUGCGGUACUCGAUGCCGCAGGGCGACAGCGAGGGCCCUGGAGGGCGCGAGCUGCUGGACGCGUGGUACGACGGUCGCUGGGAGGGCCAGGGAAGGCUGCACGGCGGCCUCGGGCUGCUCACCGACGGCAGCGUACGCGCAGACCUGGAGAGCCUCGCCACUGGUUACGGUUGGGUUGGGUGGCGGAAUGAAACGCGCGCCGGCCAACCAGUCGAGAUCAUCUUCGAGUUCGACAAGGUGCGCGAAUUCACAGGCGUGCACAUCUUCACCGACAACGAGUUCACCAGGAGCGCGGAGGUGUUCGCCGAGGCGCGCCUGUUCUUCAGUGUGACCGGAAGGGAGUUCCCGGGGGAGCCCAUCUCGUUCGUCUACGUGGCCGACCACAUCUUCGAGACCCCGCGCAACGUCUCCAUCAAGCUGCACCACCGCAUCGGACGCUUCGUCAAGCUGCUGCUCUUCCACGCCAGCGAGUGGAUCAGAAUCAGCGAGGUCACCUUCGACUCAGAUGUCGCCCACGGUAAUUUUACCGACGACGACCUGGGCACGUCGCUUGUCCAUCCCGUUCUUGCUGGCUCGACGGAGAAACCGAAAACCAAACCAAGUUCCAGUGAACUUCCUGUGACGACGGCGCGCGAGGAGCCGACCAGCUACCUGGCGGCGGUGGUGGGCGUGCUGUCGGCCGUGGCGCUGCUGCUGGCGGCGCUGGUGUACGUGGCCGUGGCGCGCCACCGCCGCCGCAAGGCCUUCCCCUCGCCGCUGCCCAUCAAGGUUUCCGCCGCGGCGGGCGCCGGCGCCGGCUCUGCCGCCGACGAGGCGGCGGCGUUCCGCGGCGACGCGGUCCGCGACUGCGAGGCGCUGCGCGGCACGCUGGACCCGCUGCUGCGGCCAGCGCACCGCGACUUCCAGGACUACCAGGAGCCCUUCUACAGUUACAGCAGCGUCAUCGACAAGUGCCUCGCCACGCAGUCUGAGACGUCGCACGAGUACGCGGUGCCGGAGCAGGGCGGGCUGUCGCUGCCGCCGUUCCUGGCGACGCCGCCGCCGGCGCGCAGCGACCGCCACACGCCGGCCGCCUCCUCCACCAGCCGCAGCACCACCUCCACCGCCACCAAGUCGGACAGCUCCACCAGCAACAAGUCCAGCAACCUGCAGGAGGCGCUGGCGGCGCUCAAGAUGCGGCUACAGCAGGCCACUCUGCCGGAGUUCCCCAGGCACAGGUUGCGCAUGAUCUCCAGGAUAUCCGAUGGCGCCUUUGGAACCGUGUACGUGGCGGAGGCCGACGGCAUCAUGGAAUUUGGCGGCGCUCCGACUCUCGGCAAGCGGCUGGUCGCCGUCAAGUCGCUGCCCAUCGGAGCUGCCGAGAAGUCCAGACUGGACUUCAUGCGGGACGCCCGAAUCCUCUCGGCGCUGGACGAGCCACACCUAUCGCGGGUGCUCGGCGUUUGCACGCUGGAAGAGCCGAUGGGCGUCGUGCUCGAGUACCUCGACCACGGAGACCUCAACCUGUUCCUCAGGCAACACCACCAUGAAGACGACCCGUACAUCACAGGCGCUAACACCGUAAGUUCAACGUGCCUACUGUACAUAGCCUCGCAAAUAGCGUCCGGGAUGCGUUACCUGGAAACUCUGAACUUCGUACAUCGGGACCUCGCUACGAGAAACUGCAUCGUGGGCAAGGCUUACCACGUGAAAAUCUGCGACUUCGGCACCAACAACGAGCUGUAUGCUGCCGACUAUUAUCCGAUCGACGGAUCGAGGUCGCUGCCAGUUCGGUGGAUGGCCCCAGAGUCCGUGUGCCAGGGCAAAUACACGACGAAGAGCGACGUGUGGUCGUUCGCUGUGACGCUGUGGGAGGUCCUGACGUUGUGCCGGCGGCGGCCAUACGAGUCGUUGUCGGACCAGCAGGUGCUGGAGGCGCUGCAGCACUGCUACGGCCUGGAGCGGACCCACUGCCUCGAGGACGCCGGCCUGGAGCUGCUGCCGUGCGCGCCGUGCGGCCCGCGAGACGUCCAGGAGCUGAUGGCCGAGUGUUGGCGCCCCUGCGACGCCGACCGGCCCACUUUCCGCGAGAUACAGCUCUUCCUGCAGAGGAAGACGCUGGGAUACGCACCGCUCGGCGCCACCGUCUAGCCGCAGGUCGUGCCAGAUACAAUCACGGAAGCGGUCCAGUAGGGACACUGCGCGAUGCACAUGGUGCCUAGAAAAAAGGACUGCUCUGUAAGCGGUGCCAGUUUUAAGCUUCAAGACCACAUGUGUUCUUAUUGUGCGUCCUGCAUUACCUGUGAACAUAUUGUCAAGUCGCAGUAGAAUCUAUAAAAACCUCUCGGGAUUAAAGCCGUGUUAGAUCGUUUUAAACAUAUAUGCUUGCAACAGUGUUCGUCACUGUCAAUUGACCGUCCCUCUUUAAUGCAACUGUCCUACGAAGUGUUCGUGUUAGUACUUUCCUGUACCUCAAACGAUCUCACGCAUCUUUAAUUUGAAGAUUAUUUGCUAAGUCUCUCAGCACUGCCAAUACUGUUACGUUACCUCAGAGACGAUGUGCAUAAUGGGACACAGUAGAUGUCAUUGGGCGUACGAAAUCGCUUUGCAGAACUUAUGUAAACAUCUUAUUUUCAUUUACAAGUACUAUAAAAUGUGAAAGAUCAUAAGGAGGACGUUGACUACCGGAAUGUAAUAUUAAUUUGAGCGAUGAAAUAGACUGAAAUAACGUGCACUGUAAUAGCAGUCUUUAGCAAUCGACGAAUUACUGAUAGCUGAAAUUAUAAAUUUCAUCGGGUGCUGCUAAUGGUACUGAGCUACAACGUGUUCUGUAAUUGAACUUAUCUAAUCGUUAUGCUUUUUUUAAUACAUUUGUGUUAGAAGUUAGCUGGCGUGCUUCGGAAUUUCAGAAGAGUGAAGUGCUGCAUCUUCAAAGGAAUGUUGGCGGAACGUGAUUUAAUUUCGAUUCUGUAACCUUAUCGAACGAUGUUCUUGCGUGAAGCAAAUGUUUUGUGAAAUUUAUGACGUCCAUGCCAUGACAGUGUAAUUUUAAGAAAUCUUUUAUGUAGAUGUGAAUGUGUGCUUUCCCGGCGUAUACAGCUGGUGAAGAG